Messenger RNA from Columba livia (rock pigeon), 25162 nucleotides. RefSeq names its product heat shock protein family B (small) member 3 (gene HSPB3). The transcript has a single exon. NCBI's taxonomy places the organism in Eukaryota, Metazoa, Chordata, Aves, Columbiformes, Columbidae. Gene Ontology annotation, cellular component: nuclear speck; cytoplasm. Bases 24408 to 24851 code for a protein of 147 amino acids. The record is from RefSeq and is a predicted model, not a curated record.
GGGUGACACUGUUCGCAAACACCGGCGUGUUCCUGGUGCUCAGGGCGGGAGUUUUGUUACCAACCGCGACAGAAACAAGAUGUUGUAAUAUCAGGAGGGACUGAAGUACCUAAAUCACAGCCAGCUGAGCUGCCCCCCUGAGUAAACUUACUUCUGAGAAAUGUGAUGUAGGCAGGUAAGGAGUAUAUUCUCUCUAUCCUACAGCGUAAUUCCCCGUGCCACCUGUGAAAGCAAUGCUCGUGUCUUGUACUACAAGCUGACACCUGACCUGCAGGCUUUUCCACAGAUUUGUAAUGUUAGCAAUACCAACUGUUUUGUUGGAGAAAAAGAAGGAAACUUGUCAAUAUGACUGUGGGAUAGGAAAUCUAGAAAGAUAGUAUCAAGUGACAUAAUUUUUAAAAGAAUUGCAAAAAACAGGUAAGGAGUAAAUGAGGAUUCAAGAGCAAGUGGAAAUGCAUUUUUGUAAGGGUAUUAGUAAGCAUUUGGCCUGGAUCUGGUAAACUGGGGUGGGGGAACAGCAAUUGCUGCUCUCAGUUUUGUAAUGGAUUAAGUCCUGUUGGGAACAGGCUCGGUUACAGCAUCCAGUCAGUGUCAGAGUGCUGGUAAGUUGUUCUUCUACUCUGUCCAAAAAGCAGGUAGUUCUUGUCAAUGGGUAAUUAAUUUUCCUCAUGUGUCUAGACCAGACUUGCUUCCUUUGACCCCCCCUUACUUUACUUUGGGAGUCAGUGUCAAAUACAGCUGCAUAGCAGGUUAGAUUUGAUUUAGAUGAGUACAAAUGAAUUUGUUUACUUUGAAUCCUUAAGAAAUUUGCUAAUUUUAAUAUUUUAAUAGCUAGAGGGCACAAGGAGGGAUACAGGCUUGGCCCUUCCUGCUGCUGUGUAUUCUGUUUUCCAUAUAAUCAUGGCUAUUGCUGGCAACUUUAUGAUGGUCAUGAGGUGACCUUUUGACAGUGGGAAGUACAGUGUGAACAGAGGUGGCUAAAGUACACCUCUCAGUAAUGUAACAAAGGAGCUGCCAGAAACUCAGACUUCAUCCUUCUGUCAUUGUGUAUUAUUUUUAACAUUUUGCAGUGCUUUCCUCUUGGCCUUUAGAACCUUUUAUUUCUCCUUUUUAGCUGCAGUAAUGCAUCACUCUUGAAACUUGUUGCCUUUAGACACUUCUCUAAAUGAAGGGUGACUGGAAGAGAAUCUGAAGGAGACUGUCAAGAACAAGCAGAGAUUUCAGAAGUAUUUCCUAUGAGAUUAAUGGGAAAGGGGAAAAUAGAAUCCAUAUGUAGAGAGUUGCUGUAGACAGGAUGUCGUGAUGGGAAAAGAAGUGACUGGCUUGCAUUGCACCAAGGGGCAUCCGUGUCAAACAUUGGAAAACGCUUUUAGUGGGAAGCAAAGACAGACAUUGUGACCAAAAGCAGUAGAAUUUCUGAGAGUGGUCAUGUGUUACAUAAGCAUUUCUCAGGUGUGGUUUAGUUAGCACUGAUUUAGAUUUGGAGAAAAUGAACAAGAUGACCCUUCUGUUUUACACAUGCAAUUUUCUUUCUAGCUUAUUAAAAAAGUUCUCAUGAACUGAACAGAACAUCAGUUUACAGAAUCAGAAAAAUUCUCAUGUAUACUCUGGAAUUCCCACAGACUUGAUCAAGAGAGAAACCAAGCCUAAGCUUAUAUAUUAGUCAUUCUGUUCACUAUAAACACACGAGUAAUUUGUCCAUUGUGUAGCCUUACAAUACAUUAAUUUUAUGACAUAAAGUGAAGAUUAACAUUGAACAAUAGAAGAAUGUAAGCAGAAUACAAGUCAUACAACAUAAGCCUUCUAGCCUACAUAGCAGUUAUCAUGUUGCUGAGAUUCUUAUAGCAAGUCCUGUAGGAUUUCUUUCCUCUAAAAAGAAGUUCAGUUUUAUAUUGGAAUAUAUAACUAACGCAGUGUUAGCUGUUUUCAUAAAGAAGUUUGUCGGCAGGAACUAAAACGUCCAGAUAGAAGGGAAAAGAUCAUAGUAUUUUAGUGGGGCAAAACAUGCAGUGGCUAUUCAGUAAUAACUCUGGUUCCAAAAAGUGAAGUGAGCUUCUUCACAAAAGCUUGAGUGUAUCUUCAGUUAAAUCCUGCUGCAAAAAUGAUUUCUCUAAAGCUUGUAUGAAAAAUAAUCAACCUUGGACUCAGUCUUUGACCCUGAGAAGUGCCAAGCACAUCUGUUGUUUAUGUCUGUGCAAUAUAAUGGGUUUGAACAUUUUAACCUAUGAUUGCCACCUGCCAAAUUCAAGGUUUUAUGGCGCUAUCAGUCAACAAACUGUGAAGGUAGAAUUGACAUAAAAUUAGCAAAAUGGGUAUUAAAAGUGUAAAUACCAAUAAAUAUGCCUAUUUCCAAACAUGUUGGAAUGGAAUUAGUAGAGUUUUUUCACUAUUGUGUGGUCAGCUGUGUAGAAAAAAGUUGUCCAGCAAGCAUUAUCUCAGAAAACAACUUGAGGGACAAGCAUACUUUUUUUUUUAUAUACCUUUUAGUCCUACCAAUUUAACUUCCAGUUUCAUUAGUUAAAUAGACUCUGGCAAAGAUAAUUCUUUUAUAGAACGCCUGCAGAAAGCAGUGCUGUUAAUUCGGUGGCAGUGCACAGGAAGAGUAUGACCAGUGUUCCCACAUCGUGGUUUGGCUGACCUGAUCGCUGGAUGUUCUAUAAAAGGUGCCCUGAAGCAAAGAGACCAACCAGUAGGUUAGUGAUUGAGACCAUCUAAACCACUUUACCACAUCCAAAUAAUUUCAUUCAUUAAAAGAACAAAGUGCAUGGUGUGUUUGUUCUCCCCUUGCUCCCCCAAUCCUGCCCAGUUGCCUGACUUUAAUAACCUUAGGUGAAAGGCAACUGACUUUUGUUUAUUAGCAAGAAGGUAGUUGUACUAAUCUUUAGUUUUUACUGAUAAAAGGUUCCCAGAUAGCUCUGUUUAAGAAGCUUAAUUACAGAAAAAAAAAAAAAAUACCCUUCUAAAUUAAGUUCAGAGAUAAAGCAUUCAAUAUCUCUAAAAGUACUAUAAGAUACUAUCUUGCUCAUACUGUGUUAUGUUUUAACCUUCAGUUUUCCAUGGUACAAGGUUGUUACAGAGACCAUACACAAACUCCUGUCUUGGCAGCUGGAAAGCAAACCAUUAGAACAUGUUAAUACUAUAUACUUAUUCUGGAAUAAUAAAAUGUGUAGAUAAAAGCCUCACAUAAAAAUAUGGACCACUUUGAUUCAAGGUACUCAUGUAGUAAUGCAAAUGCUGCAAAAUGUUACAAUGGCUAGAAAUUUAAAAUUGGAUGUCUUAAAAGAUAUAGGUUGUUGUUUGUUCUAAAAGGCAAAUAAGGUGAUAAAAUAGUCUCUGACUUCUCUGGCAGAACAAACAAGAAGCUGGAAAUAAGUAAGACUGGGUAGAGGAGUUCUGAGAUUCAGCAGCUGGAAAAGUGGUAGCAAAAUAAACAUUUGAAUGGUCUAACAGUAAUAGAUUUCUAAGUAUAUAUUUUAACAGUAAAUGUGUGUGGCCAAUUGCGGCCAGACGUAUUUCAUAGAAAGAUCCAGAAGGGCAUAAAAAUGGAAAAAGAACUGGACAUAGAAAUCAAAGAAUGGGGUUUUCAUAAGGAGAGUUAGAGUAGUAAGUAGAGGCCAAGAGCAGCCAGCAGUUGUAGCUGCAGCUCUAAUUUCAGUAAGUGACUUCGAGCCUGCUGUUAAACUCCUGUAACUGUUACCAGCAAAAGGGAGAAGCUGCCCUGAAUAAAUAAAAUUUGCAACUCCUUAUCUGAUAUACUGACAAAUGUCAACAUGCAGAGAUACUACAAACAAAGGUGAAUGAGCACUAUGGGAGAAGCAAGACCUCUCAGUCAAAAAUAUUACCUUGUUCUCUCCUUGUGCACUAAUGCUUUGCUACUUUUUGGCAUUACCAUCGCUAUGUGUGCUGUGGUUAGGUAUUUUUCCUACAAAAAGAAUACAUGGAUAUGAAAGCAAGCAAGCAGAUUAUAGAAAGGAUUUUUCACCUGGUCUCCCUUUUAUUAUUUCCUGACAUGUUUGUCUGCCCUUUAGGUAACCUUACUGGCAAAAUAACAACAAGCACUCUAAAAGCAAAGACUAAUGGAAAGGGUAUUACAGAAACCAGUUUCUGACUGUAGUUACACUGGUACAAAUCUAGUAUAAUUUUAAUGAAUGAUUAAUUUAAAUAUAUGGGAUGUGAAUAAAGUAAUUGUAAUAUUAAAGUUGAUUUUAUAUUUUGUACAUCAAAAAUUUACUGUUGGUAAAGUAAUGCAAGAAGAUUUGCAUGAAUUAAUUAGUCAAUAGAUUAUAUUACUAAGCAGACUGGAAAUUACUAAUUUUUUCAUUUCUGUGUCAUACUAAUGAAAGUUGGUGGUGAUGUGGACUCAUUUUUCAUUUCAUGACUCUUUAGUGGAAGGUUAUGAAAUAGUCCUACAGCAAUAAAAACAGUAGUUAAGAGUCCUAGUCCUAACAGAUAAGGAAUGUCCCUUUGUAGCAGGCAGAGAAACUCUGGAAUUUGGAAGCCUUGGAUUUAGGGCUUUAGUGUUUCUUCUCAGAUACUCUUAACAAAGCAUUUGACAUUUCUAUUUUGUGAAAUGUAGAAAAUAGUGUUUUCCUAUGGUAAGGUGUUGUGAAGAUGUAGGGGGGGAGGAAAGAAAGUACAUUUGCGAUCUGCCCUUUACUGCUUGGGGCACUGUGGAAAUACCUUCAAGAGAUGGAUUAGAAGUUGUACCUUCAUGUCCCUGCUGAGAAUCAAGUAGGAGGCAAACACUAAGAAAUCUAAAAAUCUAGUCCCAUUCCACCUAAUAUCUGCCUUCCUGGGAUGAGCUGAACCUUUGGAUUUUUGUGACUUCACUGGGGUACAUUUUAUGAAGACUACAGUUCCUAUUCAAGCUUGUAAGACAUUUGUUUCUAGUAUGAGUAUUGUUAACAGAGUAUUCAAAUAUUUGUGUGAUGUUCAGACUGUUUUGCCUUUUUACUGAAUAAAUAAAUAGAAGCAAUACAAUUAUACUGUGGUCUUUGUUCUAGUGCUAACAUGCAAAUACAUGUUUUCAUCUGUAGCCUUUUUCUUUGUUCUUGACCACAUAAUGGGAACUCUGUUAGGCCAGAAUUAUACUUGUGUUCAAAAUUUACCCCUAAAAACAUUAGAUAAUAUUCUACAUAAAAUGAGCUGGAUUUGGAUCCAGUUCUUAAAGCCUUCCACCUUCCCAUUUGGUCUUAGAAAAGUCUUCAUGUUUUCAAAACUUCUCAAAUCAUAGUCUUGUGAAGAUGUGAAAAAAAUGUUGUUGCAUUAGUAAAGGACAGUGUAUCUUAUGACCUUUAUAAUACCUCUGUUGUGUUUGGAGAUUAACAAUGCCGUCCCAUAGGUCUGCCUGUCCAAAGGAGAGGAAGGUGGUGCCUUCAGUGCAGCUGUGCUGAGACCUGGAACACGGGUCUGACUGUUGCCAGCAUCAGUCCUUCUCUUCACUCUAAAAAUGCAACAUUCAAUAAUGGCAUGUAAGAAUUGGUGAGAAGAAAUAUGAAGUCUCAAAGCAAAUGAAAUUACAGAUAAUUCAGAAACAAAAGAAAUUGGAUUUUGCUUAUGGCCUUUUAUUUUGUGUUUGUGUUCUACAUAUUAAUCCAUCUUACAUACUUCAGCUUUGUAUCGUCCUUAAUGGUCACAUCUUCUGAGAAGUCAGGGUGACUACAAACCUGUACAACUAAACUUUGCCUAUAGUCCAAACAUAGCAUAUAUUGCAAAUAUACUCAGCAAAGCAUUGCGGCUAUCAAUGGAAAUGACUAUUUCAGCUCUCUCUGGAAAUAAUGAACACCAGAUACAAAGUCUCGGUGGUUGGAGUUUUUCCACAUUUUAACUUGUUUCUGAAUCUUAAACUAAAAUCAAAAGAGCUUUUAGCAAAAAGGAUUAAAUAAAUGCUCAAAAUGAGUAAUAAAUAAUUUGUUGGUGUGGUUAUACCUUUGUGGCAGAAAUGAAGCCAAGUUUUAGCCUGAUCUAGGUAGUACAUUAAGAUAAAGGACAGAGUAGUAACACGUGCCUUAGAGUUUGAACUCCAGUUACAAGUUCACACAGAAGUAAUUACUUUACUUUUGUUAAUGUUAGCUAAUUUAAGCUAUGCAAGCAUGUGAACACAAGUUAUAAUUAAACCUACAUUUUGCUAUGUAGCUUAUCCUUAAGAGCUCUUUUUUUUCUUUAAAGCACAUCCUAAAGUCCAGCUCACUUAGCUGUGCUUGCACGCUUUGCUGCAUAUUCCUGGUGAAUUAAAGUAUGUACAUAACGAUAAGGCACGUAUAUUAACACACUGCUCAAACAGAAUUAAAAAGCAAUAUUGGAGCAUAAGACUCUGGAAGCAAAUCUGAAGUAUAGAUAUCAGUGCCUCAAGAAAUCAUAACAAAUGUUUAACAAUGCCAGCCCAGACAGAGAAUCCUAUGUUAGUCAGACGUGUUUAGUGAAAGGCUUGUGGUUCAGUUGCUUUUUGAAGACAAGAAAUAGGGAAAAGGUUAUAUCAACUGCAGAUCAUUUUAAGGGUUCCCACUUAGCUGAAAGGCAGGAAAUAAGUGCCAAAGCACUAAUUCUUGAGGGGAAAAAAAAUCGAUGUAGUAAGAAGAAAAAUAGAUGUACUAAGUAAGGAGAUACUAUGAAGUGAAAACAACAAGGUAAUUAGAAGUCUUGGAAACGCAUCACAUCCCUCCAAAGGGUUUGUUUCAAUUUUAACUGUUCCUGAGGCAUUUUGUGACAUUUCUGUGGGUACAGUUCUGUAGUAUGAAGCAAUGAUAAACCAAAAGAAUCCACAUAAAUCAAAUUCAUGCUCCCCCACUAGGGCAGCAGAUGUACUUUUAAGAUGGAAACAAUUAAAUAGUGCUACACUGGAAUAUGUGCCUGGAAGAAGGAAAGCAAAUACGUGUAACACUGUUGUUUCUUUUUGAGCUCCACUAACCUCUCUGUACUGUGGCUACUAAGUAAAUAACUUGUGUUUUUGAAUCAGUCAACUGCCUCCUUGGUUUCCAAAAGCAAUUCGCAUGCACAAAUCGUACUGAGAUCUCUAUGGUAGGAAUAACAUGAGCUGAAGGUAAUCUACAUGUUUUUGAAGCACCGUGCCUUCUAGGUUUUGUAGCUUCCACUUAAAUAUCUGUAUAACCGCUUCCACCUUUGCAUAAACUGCUCUUGGAAUGUUAACACAUGAAAUGUAACACUGGAGGUAUUCAGGACCGGUUGUAUUGCUCUCUCCAUACAGUGAUUUGGUGGACUGCUGGCCACUUUACAAAUGCCAUAGUUUAAACAACGUGAUUUCAGUACUGGACCCACUUAAGUGGGAAAGGUGGAAUAGUUUAUCUCAAAACAAGUCUACUUGUUUUUUUUACAGUUACGAGGAGUAACUAAGGUUAAACACAGCAGGCUGUUAAACAUACCACUUUAUAAAAGUUUAUUCAACAGAUCCUUGAGUAUGUGUUUCACUUAGAACCUUAGUUCAAAUGUUUAUAGAAGCAGAGUAGUAAGUAGGUUCUUCUGAAUUUUAAGUUUUUUCUUAAUUCAACUUACUCUUGGAAAUCCACAGGUCAAGUCUUGCUAUUUAUUUAAUAUCACAGAUUUUUAAGAAACUGUUCUGAUCAUGUGAGUGGAAGUGAGAAAGGAUCCUCCUGCAAAAUGGAUUAUCUUCAUAAUGAGCAUGGUUGCCCAUGCUGAAAUCACAUGCAGAAAGUUACUUAAAAACAUAAACAGUAUUUGCAUCUUCAGCAGAAUAAUAACGUAUUAUAGCAAUAAGGAGAACAUCUUCUCUUUUGAAAGUGGACUUUCUGCCUCAGGAAAAGCAGAUUCUAUCUCCCUCUUUACAAAGAUCCAGGUGCUUGAUUUGAAGACCCGAUUCUUGUUCUCAGUAAAAACACUGCUUUCCGUAGGAGCAAGACGCUGCCUACCUGACUUUCACAUAAAGAGUUUUGUUCAGAGGUUUCCCCAGUAGUUGAACUGGAUUUUCCAUUGACCUUAUGCCCUCGUUUUUACAACUAGGCAGACUUGAAGGGAAAAUAUGGUUCUUGAACUCCUGGCUGUCCAGAAUGUGGACAGCCUGAGUGUUGGGAGCCGCACUGUGUCAUUUGUGUGCCCUCGGAUGGUGUAUACCCUGUCCAUGGCCAAGCAGGAAAUGUACAGCCAGCAAGUGAACUAGCUUGGAUGUUUUGAUCCAAUCAAAACUAAACUGCAAGAGGAAAUCAGGUGAUAUAAUUACAUGUCACAUAACUAGCACAUCAAUCAAAGGAUUGCACAUUGAAGCUGACCAUGUAGUGUGUGUAUUUUACCUUGGAACUUAGGCUAAAUUAGCAUGACAAGAUCUGUGACACUGUUGUGCUCUGCAUGGAAGAUUUUUUAAUGAGAGAAAACAAAACAUCUGCUGCUGGGAGACAGGCAGCUGACCCUGAAAUGCUGUCACACUGACAGUUCUCUUUACUGUAUCUUGUUCCCUGCCCAGAAGAUCCUUCCAGCAAUACUUUCCAGAAUGACUAGAAGCCACUCUCCAAGAGUGAGAACAGAUUAUAACAGUUUCAUCCUUUAAACACGGGAGAAUGGCAGCAGAUAGGUAUUGGGAUAAAAUGCGAUAUAACAUACUGGGAUUCCACUUGUUUACAUCAAUUGACUUAUAGAAUCCCUUAGGAGGAAUACAGCUAAUAUUUUAGCUGUCAGGCCAGAUUAGCCACUUGCAGGGAGCAAAAGAGAGGAUUUUAUGAAAUCUCGGAAGCUCAAGAUUGAUCAGCAAUAAAUGGAAAAAAUCAAUAUCAGGUUCUGCUGUGGUGAAGAAGUGUCAGCCCUCAGCAAAUGUGUUUGAAGGGUUUGUUCCUUAGAAUGGAUUGCAAGAAAGGGGAACUAGGAGUGAGUUUAGGGGGUUCUAAUGGGAAGAAUGACUGGGAAAAGUCAUGUCUAUGGAAAAGACGGGGAUUAUAGAAAAAGGAAGGAAGGACAAAGAUGAGGGAAGUUCUGGGGUGUCUCUCCACACUCACUAGACCUCAUGCCUUCAGAUGACAGGAUACAGGACACAGGACACAUCCUUCUGACUCCCUCACUUCCCAAUAGCCUCUCCUCCCUCCACGGUCCACUCCCAUCUUAAAACUUUUAGGCCUCUUCUUCGUUCUUCUUCCUCCCAUUGAAGGGCUCUCAGGUCCCACCAUCUCCAGAGGAGGCAUUCACCUGACCACACAGACAGGGCAGGGAAGGAGUGGCCAACAAUAAGUGGGCAGGUUGUUGCCAGGUCUCACUCUACAGCUCCCCAACCAGCAAGACAUUGCAAAACAGGUAGCAAGGUCACAUACUGUUGUUUACUUUGGCUGUGCUUGGAAGUUAAACUUGCCUGUUGUCACUGGUAUUGGUGAGAAAAGCUUCCACAGAUUUCAGCUGAUUUCCACAAGUGAGAACUGAAUGAUUUGUUACCAAGCCUCUUUUUUUACCCGGGUGUUUGGAGGAAGGUUAAGGAAGCCUUUAUUGCCAUUGAUACUUUUUGCAGAACUAUUUGGAUGGUGGUGGUAUUUGUAUGGCAGUUUUAAGAUGCCUCCAUCACCUGCUAGAACGUAUAACAGCAUAUACGUUUUUUAUGUUCUUCUUUAUUGCUCCCUGCAGAAUAACAUUUUCGAGAAAUUUUGCUUCCCCUCCCAAACAAGGCAAAAUAACAGGGUAAACCACAUGUAGUCUUUUGGGGAAAAAUGUGGCAUAGCAAGAGUUAAGGACAUUAUUGACUGAACCAGCUGUACAGCAUUACUCUAUUUAAAUAACAUAAUUCUGCUUAUGUGCGCUGUGUAAAAUUAGGUGUAGAAAACAGCUAGAGGCAAAGCCUGUUGUAACUCCCUAGUAUAUUAACUAUGACAUUUAGACUUUUUAAUGGUGUGAAACAUAUAUAAUGAUUUGUUCAUACAAAAGCAUGGACUAAGGCUUGCUGCCAUUUAACAAAGGAACAACUGCUUCUUUGCCCUGGAGAAGAGAAGAUGGUCACUGGCAGGGAAGGAUUUAGUAUAGAAAGAACAGUGUGCUCUGCUGUCAUUGACUUGUUUUUACUGGGAAAAUUUACCAAAUUAAUAGAAAUGUUAAUUGACAAUUAUAUGAAAUGCAAACUUGGCCUGACUAUGGCCAAGGGCAGAUCUGUGUUAACUGCUUUUGUCUGAGAUUAUCACAAUUAGUCACCGUAUUUAAAAACACAGUGUAUUACUACGUUAAAAAAUUCAUUUAGUAUUUUCUAAGCAAAGGGAUUCAAAGAGACAAUGGAGGUACCAAAGAGCUGAUUUUAAAUAUGAGCAAGGAACCCUAAGAAAAAUGUUCUGUUGGUGGAUGCAAAGAAGUUGCCUUGAAUCAGGGCAUCUUGCAGCGUUCCUCACCAGUGCUUCUCAUUUUUUAGACUCUGUUAACCUGCUUUGGGAGCCAGGAUGGGGAAACGUGUGACUAGACUUCAGUCAGGAUAAGGCUCCCUCCUGACCAACUUUCUGCAGGACGUCUGCACCAUUAAAUACGCCUUAAGACUUGCAAACACUCAAGAAUCAGACCAAUUCCAUACACUUUAUAGUAUAAUGUAAUUACAAGAAGAGGCAGUAUGCUUAUUUCUUUCAUAGUCUCCUAAUUUUAUACAAACCAUAAAUGACUAGCCACUACUCCAUGAUAUUAUUUACAGGAAAUUGUAUAUAAUAUAUAGUUAAGAGAGAAAAUAAUGGGUUUUACGCCAACUAUACUUACAGGAAUCCUGGAUAAAACACACUUAUUUGUUUUUCACUCUUCAGAUUGUGGUCACACUCUGUCUUAGCUGAAUUUCCCUGUAAGCCAGAUACUACUUAAGUUGUUGUACCUAAUUAUACACACUGAGCAGUCCUGUUUUUCAGUUAAAGACUGAAAUGAAAAAGGACUUUUGCUAACACUUAUUCUCAAUGCUAUUUUAUUGUAUAAAGACUUGUCCUUAUAUGUAAAUAUCUGAAGUUUCAUAAAGAUAAUUAAAAUCAUAGAUCUAGAUUUUUAACAAACUUUUGUUGUCUUACCCAGGUCUGGUAUCAUAUAAUGUAAAUUUCUUUAGGUGAUAGUGAGGAGUGUAAAAAUCUCUGUCUAGAAGCUGAUACUGUAAGAAGCACACCCAUUGCCUGCCAAAGUACACUAUAGGAGUUUUGACUUUAAUUUGUGUGAAAAUUGUGUAUUCCCAGUUGCCUCUUCUGAUUCCCUUGUGUGUCAUCCAGAAAAACAUCUGGGCAACCUGAAAAUUUACAAGAAGGAAGGAAGGAAGGAACCUGGCUUUUAAGCGUACUCUUUGGAGAAAUUGCAAUAUGAAAAGGUAGUAAAUUUUUGACCCUUUGACCCAAAGACAUAAACAGACUCCUACGACUUUAACGUUGAAUGAAGUCCUAACUCCUGUAACCUCAUCUUGUUGUUCCUGACCCGGCAGGGGGAUUGGACUAGAUGAACUUUCGAGGUCCCUUCCAAUCCCUGACAUUCUGUGAUUCUGUGAUUCUUAUUGGCUAAUGAGGUAGAGUUAGGGAUUUUCUAGUCCUUGCAGUCUGCUUUAUGAAUAGGAGCCUGCAUGAACCAAGAGAGAAUCUGUGCUUUGAAUCCCAGUUUUCAAGAACUCGUAAAUGAAUUAUAUUUUAAAGAUAUUUUUUAGUUCUGGAUUCUAUUUUAAAUGAACAAGCAAAACCCCAAACAAACAGACCAAGAACACCCUACCAGCAAGUGAAUUCUUACAGUCAUCGGGAAUAUUCUGGGAGAUAAACAAGGCUUUUAAACAUCUCCCUCUUUCAGUGCAAUGGAAACAACUUGAGUAGAACAGGAAAAGCUUCGUAUCUCCUGUGGCAGAAAACCAGCCAAAAAAACCCAUAGACUCAAGAAAAAGACAAAAAUCGAGAUGUAAGGAAAAAUGUGAUGUAAGAUCUGGUCAGUGAACUACUCACUAACACCAACGUUUAUGUGGUCAGGAUUGCUUAUUUGAAGUCCACCUUACGUGAGUUUUUGUCAGAAACUACAGCCGAAGCUCCUUAUUUAUUACUCAAGUGGUAAUCCUCACAUUCAUAGUAAUAUCUGGGCAUGCCUCAUACAAAUAGCUUUGAAUUUUCUUUCAAUCUGUACUCAGAAACUCUCAUGUCUGGGAUUUACUUUAAAAAUCUUGCCUAUUUUACUAUCAUCUACCAUGGACGUUUGAGUUGUAGUAUCUAUAGAGUGAGCAGCACCUGUACAAUAUGCACUGUAAGAGAUUUUAUUGCUUCUAACAGUAUUUAUUGUACCUCAGCCACACAGGGUAGCAGAGGACUAUGCUUAACAUCUGACAUUCUAACAUGGUUUGAAGAAAAUUUAACUCCAUAAUUAAAUUUACUGCUGUGAUUUUCCACUUGCAAUUAUCCACAAAUAUUCACUGCCUUUUUCACAUAUGCAGUUUAGCACAUUAGCACAUACAGCCACUUAGCUCACUUAUUAUCAUUGCAACAUUUUUUCAUAUUAAUGUCCAACAAGUCUCUGAGGCUUAUUUUUUUUUACUCUUUCUACAGUAAAGGUACUAUCAAAAUAAACAUGUAAUAAUUUUGUCCCUUUGCUCCUUUUCUGUUCUUACACAUGGAAAAUUCUAUUUCAAUAUGAACUUUGCCCAAGAAAGGUCUAAAAGGUAAGCCUGCAAUUGUUAAUUUUAAAUGGAACUCAAGCGAUUUCAUGCAGUAAAAGCUCUUUGUAGACAAAAUCCAUUAAUAGUACUAUAGUGCAAUAAGCCUAGAAUAGGCACUCUUUUGUGUUUUCUUUGCAGACUAAUAUUCUACUGGUGAAUUAAAAAAAAAAAAAAUUAAAAAGCAUCAGCCAUACAAACAGGACAGCAAUACAAUUACUUUACCAAGAGCAGCAAGAGGUACAUCUACUGAAAAUAUCUUGCUUUCUACUGAAUAUGCACCCAUUAGACAAACUUUGAUUGCUACCCGCUUUCUGAUUUUCUGUAUACUCACCGUUCUGUUGCUGUACCCUGUAUUUUCAAUUGCAUUUUAUGAUGCCUCAGCCUGUAGCACUAGAUGCAGUCAUCCACUGCUAUGCUGUCACAUUCUAUGAAGCAAAUGACAUACUCAAUGCCAUAACAGAGGAGGUGGGAAGGCUUAUUCCUUGCAGUAAAUCCAACUCAGUCAGCAAGCUGUUCUUUGGUUUCAUCAGGAAUGUUAAAGGUGUAUUCAUAUUAAGCUCAGUUUCGUCUUUGUCACUAGUGAUACACCUUCGUACACCUUCAUACUUACAAUUCUUACGAUCCUUGUUUGCUUUGUCUUUUUCCUCUGAAGGCUUCACAUGUUACCUUGUCUCUGUGUAUUCGUAUACAUGCAUCAGAAGAUACUGUCUCUUCUGAAAAGCUCAAUAAUCUAAAUAGCGCUAGGAUCCUGAUCCCUCUUCCCCCAUUCUUUGCAAGUGGAACAGGAAGAUUAUGGUUUGCCAGAAGUCACAGAGAAACGUCUGCAGGAGAGCCAAGAACCAAGACUGGAUUUCUCAUCACCCGAGUCAGUGCCAUAGCCACAAGUCUAGCCAGCUUUUCUUGCUGAUGUCUUGGCAGCUGGAUUAUAAACCUAUCUUAUGAGUAAUAAAACCAGUUAGUGAUGAUAAUCUGAACAGCACAAACCCAGUAACACUGCAGAUGUGCUAGGGAGCAGCUGAGAAGGUCAGCUGCAUUGCAAUUGAGAGUGUAGGACUGAAUAAAACCAAGGGCUUGCACACUUAGAAAUGCAUUUCCACUCAGGCAGUUUACUGUAUGGGUAGGAACUUUAUAUUAGCUCUGUCCCCGAUUUCCGACUGUUCCUACAGGUUUCCAGGGUCCUGGUCUAAAAACAGCAUGUGAACUCGGUCACUUCAGUGUAUAUUUCACCUAUGCUACAUUCAAUUACAGCUCCAAAGGUGGAGGAAAGCAAGGGUGUGAAUAUUCUGAGACCAUCUUGAAGAAUUCUUGGUUAGGAAUAGACUGCAUUUGUCCUUUGAGCAUCCUUCACAUAGUCCUGAAGACGAGAAAAACCAGCAAGUAGCUGGCCCAUGAAGGGAAAGGGGAAUUACAAUUUCAAAGACAUUGACAGAGCUCUCAGUCAAACUAAAUCUCAGAUCAGUAAAAGAGGUCACAAUCGUCAGGUUUUUUAAAAGCUCAUUAUGAGUUAGGUGUUCUGUGUGGCAACUGUAUAGAUUUCAGUUGUGGGAGCAAGUCCAAAGCAUGCUUUACUGGGUCCUUUCACUCUCGCUAAAGUGUAUUUCUUUUUUCCCUUGAAUGAGAGGCCAGCAGCCUAAGUUUAGGCUUCUUAACCCAUCUGAAGAAUACGUGAGGAUGAAUGUCUCUUCUAUUUUAUUUCUGUUUUAUUUCAGCAGAAAGGACAGAUAGAUAGAUAGAUAGAUAGAUAGAGAGAUUUGGAUCAUAUCUCAUUUUUGUAAUCCUGGCUAAAUAAUAAGCUUUCUGUUUAACUAACAUUAAAUUUGAUGACUUGCUUCUACGUGGAGGGUUUAAGAAGAAAAGGAAGGUGAGUCUGUUAAUUCAUUAACAUGUAACUCUGUUAAUACUGAGGUAAUUAUGGCUAAAUAUUAAUAUUACUCUGAACACGUGAAAAGUCAUAGGUAGUGGUACUAAAAUAACAAGAAACUGGGAGGAUCUUUCAAGUAAACUUGUAUAUAUUGUGAGGAGAAAAAAAAAGCAUAGGACAUUUGUCUUCAUGGCAAGUUUUCCUCAUUACUAUUGAUUAGUAUUGAUCACUAAUUCUUAAUUUUUAUCCUGUUUAGCAGUUUGGCAUGCAUAUUUAAUACACUGUCUCAGAGCCUUGGGCAAAGGUAAUGGUUUUUACAUUUUCACUGAUAUCUAGCUUGCAGAGGUCUAAGACAUGUUACUUCGUACAAACAGAUAUUGGUAAAAUUCCCAAUAACUUCAGUUGGACACAAAUAGACCCUUCCAACAGAGGCAUUUUAACCUAGAUCCUACCAGGUCCUGCCUGCCUUUCCUGAUAUAAUUCCUGCUGCAGAUGGGCAGGUUCCGGUUUAUCUCUACGGGGACAGUGAGAAGAACAUACCUCACUCGUAAUUCUCAUGGAGGAGGAGUAGAUGGAAGCCACAGUAUGGUCAUACCUAACUUCAUUUUAGGAAACUUUUUUACUAUCUGAAUUAUUUCCCAAAUGUGAUUCUAUCUUUCUGCAUAUCCCAGAUCCUCACAGAGAAUUAUGUAUCAUGCUGGAAAACAAGGAGAGGAAUAGAAACCUAACAAUUGUGGCUAUAGUACAGCAAAUGUGCAACAUUUUAUCAGAGUAUGCAAAGUGAUUUCAAAGACUGAAGAAAUUGAACAUCUACUGAGAAGAAAUACCAACUUUGAGUCUUUACAUAAACAAGAAUGCAGAACUGUAGCAGUAGAAUAAUUAAAAAACACUUUUCCAGCUUGCAGAAUGGUCCAGUGUCUUUUUAGAGUACAGUCAGGAUGCAUCGUUGACUCUGCGAACAAGUAAAAUAAGAACAACAGGAAACCUAAUUUGAUCUCUCAAAACAGCAGAGUCCUCUUGCACUAUUUAAGUAACUAACCUUAGAGGGUGCUGCUUUUCUAUGGUGCUAGUCUAGACCCAGGAUUACAGAAUUAUCAGCUGUUUGUAUGUUAGUCCCAAAGCUCUAUCACUGUGCAGUCUGUGCAUGCUUGUCCUCUCAGAAUCACAGCUCACAGAAGAGUUCAUUGCUAUUGUUUGCUCACUGAUUGCUAAUGGGUCUCUAUGGCUUCCUAUGCUCAGGAAGAAUGAAGCAUGGCUUGGCAACUAAGGUCCUAACUCUUGUUUCUGAGCAGAAAAGGGGCCUCUCUCCAAAUUAGACAGGUUCAGGUGGGAGAACUAUAUCAAAAACAGCACACAAAUUGUAUCAAAGUGGACUCUUACCUCCCAGGCAGGAACUAGAAAACAUCCCCCCCUCAAGCUGGGUCAUGUGCUUAAUGCUAAAAUGUUGGACAUAAAAAACAAAACCAUUGGUGGGAUGUGUGUCAAGGGAGGAAGAAAGAAAAGAAAUCUAACAUUGCACCAGUGGAAAAAAAUGCCACAGACUGUAAACCACUGGUAUGUGACUUAAUAGUCUGUCAUUGUUCUUAAUCCUGUUGUUGUUUCAUUUGCUAUUUGUUUCCACAGCAGAAUUCCAGCAGUGAUAGAAAAUGAAUAACAGUGAUGCAGAAUGGAGUCCAUCUGAAGCUGUCCAGUGGUUCUUUCUUUCCUAGAUCAUUGCUAUAAUGAGGUUUAAUCCUGCAACCUUUCUGUCUCCAAUAUCCCCACUGAAUGCUAUGGGAAUAGCAAUGCGAGUAGGGAGCUGGCUAAUUGGACAGAUGAUCACUCUUUAUUCAAUAUCCAGCUACCUUCGGCUGCUGUCACUCAGAAUAUUUCUCUGAGAGGGAGCUUGCUUGUACACUAGUAAUCAAAUUCCCUCUGUUUUAGAACAUUAUCUCCAUCCAUUUUGUCUUUCACUCUCAUUCUUUUCAUCCAACUUCUUUAUCCAUCCGUCAGUCAUUGUCCAUGUAACCAAAUAUAUUUUGAAUUUAUAUAAAAUGGCAACAGCACUAACUCCUUUGACUGUAUGUCAAAGCCUCUUCUGUGGGUUGUGGUUCUGCUUAUGGUUAAGUCUUAUGAAAGAUUUUCCUGUGGUUUUGUUCAUCCCUCACACAAACAAGCCCCACCUCACUUUGUAAAUAACAGAGUCCAUACUCUUUGGCCAUCAUUAAGUAGCUUUGACUGGCCCCAAAGAACACUACAAUCUAUAUGGAAUAGCUAACACACUUAAAAAUGCCCAGUAGAGAUCUGAAUUAUUUUUCAAAACUUCUUUCCAAUAACAGGUAAUCGCUUAAAAGUCCAGUAUCACAAAUAUCAAUACAGAUCUCUACUAUUAGCCUGCACAGAUCUAAUUUACCUACUCAGUAAAGCAAAAAUUUACAUGGAAAAGAAAGACUCGACUGUGACACUAGAACAGUUUCUAUAACAUGGGAGCUAAAUAUACCCUUAUAAACAUUAUUGCUCUCUCAUGAUCUCUCUACAAAUAUUUUAUUUCUUGCACAACAUGCUAUCUAAACAUAAACGUUAGCACAAUAAAGUUUAGUUAAGGAUUGUCUGACCUUCAGUAGAACAACAUACAAGCAAGAGAUUUUAGACAGCAAUUCCACUCUAUAUUAUAAAAAUAGCUGUAUUGAUAAACAUUUAUAGGGAGCAAAGCAUUGUAGUAAUGGAAAGUACUAGCUUACGUACUAACCAGGUAUGUGGUCAUACGUUAUAAACAUUUACAUGUACAGAGAUCAUUGCUUAGAGUGUAAAGACUGAAGGAGAUUCCACCAGUAUGUUAUAUGAUACAAUUGCUUUUUAAGAAGAAAAGCAAGUCUCCCAUUGUUCUUUCCCAGCUUAUGUGGCAUGGAAUCUUUGAAUAUAGGCAAGUGUACAAAGCAGGCCAGAAAAUAUGUUUUCAGAUUUUGCAAUUGUUAUUAACAUGUAUGAACAGAAACUUAAAUAAGAGAGAGUAGAAAUCAGUUUUAAGUUUCAGGCAUAACAUUUCAUUAAAGCACCCGCUACUCAUGUCUGUGGAAUAUUGUAACUGUCUGAGUCUUGUAAAUUAAAAUUCACAGUAAACUUUAUCUGUGAUCUUAAAGAAAAGCCAAGCUAAAUGCUGUCUUCUGAGCUGAACCUGUACUACGAAAGACCAUGUAAUUUCAGAACAAGUGUGGAUGAUAAUGUUAAGUUUAAGCAUGUAAAUUCUGCACUGAUAUACACUAUGUGUAACUCAAAUUAAGAUAAAAGCAUUAUGUGGUUUAUAUAUCAGCAUUUGGUCCUCAGAUUUAACUGAAAACUCUAUCUACACAAAAGGAUUUCUAACAUUAGGUUUUACGUCUGCAGUCUUUCCGGCAUCCCAAAAGUCAGGAAAUUAGGACAAUAUGAGAAUAUUGUUCUAAAUCCAACACUGAAGGAAACAACAAUUCUGACAUUUGAGCCAGAUUUUGUUUGACUUUCUUCAUGUGGACAGGCAAAGGGAGGCAGUAUUUUUGCCAAUGAGUUACUUGCUUUGCUUCUUAGACUGGAAACCUGAGGGAGAGGCUGGCUUUGUAACAAAAACAGGUGGCCCACAGAAUGGAGACAUGGCUACCAACAAAUUUCACAUUAUCCACUAAGUCAGCAUACGGUGACUGCAUCAAACUCCUAUUAGUCACCCUAAACUUGAGAUUUUGUGACAAGCCUUCCACUCUCAUUAGUGACCCACCCAGUCUCCAGCUGCUCCUUGUCAGUUAAAGAUGCUCAUCAUAGAAGUUAAUACCAAGGCGCAUUGACAUCGAACAGCACAUUUAUGUAAUCCAGAAAGGAGUUGUUCACUAACCAUAGCAAACUCUUCCUGUAAAUCCUUUGCAAAGCACAGUGGUUGCUCUUUAAGGACUUUCUGGAUGAGAUUCUUCUACCUUGGAAUCAGUAGCUGGCCGCCUUCCAGACCAUGUUGACUCUCAGCCUCAGUGAGCUUAGGGCUGAGUGAUCAGGGAUUCUCUGCUUGGACCUGUGGAACUAACCCAACUUGGUGAUGCAUGGUGGUGGGUGACUUUUAUGUUAUUCAGAGAAAUUUUUAUGGAUUCUUGAUGUUAAAGAAUAAUCUCACUGAUUCCAGGUGUGCCUACAAGACAUAGGUACAAAGGAUGCAGGCUGCAGCAGUGCAGGCUGCCUUUAAUCAGUGGUUUCAUUUACCAUCAAGUGCUGAAGUCACGGAGUUUUGCUAAAGCCACAAGCCACCUGAAUAUCAAGGGCCAUUCAGCUGAUAUCUUAUUGCUAGCAAAUACUCAGAAAGCAUUGCCACAGCUCUAAAAUUUCCUAAGUACACAGAACUGUGUAUUCUAUAAUGUAGUUUUCAUGCUAGCAUUCAUGUAAUAAUACAAUAUUUUGACGGUAGCUGAACAGUGUGUUUAGUUAUACAUUUAGUUCCUUCAACACUUCAACUUACUAAAAAUUUUAAUUCAUUUAGCGUAUUCAGUUAUUUUCUGGCAAGUAAUUAUUUUGACAAACAUAUCCAGAGCAUCAGUACACCAUAGGCCUUCAGUUCAUUCUAGCUAUUUAACUUCAGCCUUAACCUUGUUCUUAGGAAAAACUAAACAAAAUGAGAUCAUGGGGGGGGGGGUCCGCUAAUUACAAGUUAGUAUGUUUUAUGUGCAAUUUAUGUCCUAGAUUUUCCAGCCCUUACUCCUAGAAGCCUUAGGGAGCACCUGAUUUUAAGCAGCAGAAAUAUUCCUACUCCCAGAACUUCACAUGUGAGAUUUCUGGUACUUCUAUUACUUUUACUGAAGUAGUAAACAUCAGAACAUGCAAACCUGAAGAUCUGAUCCAUGGAACAGCUGUUUCACAUCCUAAAUAAGCAAGUGAGUAUUUGCUAUGAAGUUUAAACAGAUCCAAAAUAAAUAUACUGGUCUUCUUGUAUUCAGCUUCCUUGAGUUAUUCCUACCAAGUAUCAAGUCAAGUCUCCAGUAAGGCAGAGGAGGAGGAAAACUGGAAUUCUUCUUGGAACACUAGUUAAUUUUUAAUGGGCAAAAAAUAAGAAUGUGUCUACAGCAAGAGUGCAUUAGAUCCUGCCUUUCAGUGGCAAAACAGAGCUUCCAAGCCCUUAGGCGCAUUAUUCUCUUCUAAUGGUUCAUUUCCUCUCCACUGUUCUACCUGCAAGAAUUUAACAGAUUAUUAUCACUCUAAAUAAAAUACUAUCGUUUGCUUUCUGUAGGAGUUUCUCAAGAAAAUGUGAGGCACAGAUGCAUUUGCCUAUAACAGACAUUAAAAUGUUUGGAAAACAAGGCAUAUGAAUAACAAAGCAAAUUGUUCAGAGUUCCAUGACAUCACUUUAAAGUAAUUUUUAUAGUAACUUGAAGUUUUAAAAUCAUUAUUAUACAAUCUGCAUUUUUAUUACUUCACUGUUCUUUAAAAAGAGCAGCUGCUCUGGUCCUUUCAUCCCCCAUCCUUCACCUGCCCCUCUAUCAUCUCAACAUGUCAAAAAGGUCCUGUAAUAGUGGAAGUAAUGUGUCAAAAUGGUAGUCCUUUCUGUGCUUACAUAUAUUAAUUGCAUAGCUUCCUAACAAAUGAGCAAACAUUUGAUUCUUAGUGCAAAAGCUGAGGUUAGUUUUCCACUUCUUAAGAGGCCCCUAAAAUUAGGAGAUUGAGUUCAUGGUUACAAGUGAGUAUCAGUGCCCUGGAGAGAUUUUCCAGGAGGUUGGGCAGAUCCAGCCUUUUCCAGGUUUUGAAGGACAUGACCCACAGGCUGAAGCCUUCCUUUGGUUAAGCUGGCUGUGUAACAACACAGCCUUUACAAGUUGCAAGAAUUUUUAUUGCACAGCAUGUAUUUUUUCUGCAGGAAGAGUUAGGUUGUGGUUCACUGACUAAUAUGAAUACCAUGUGAUUGGAAUGAAAAAUUAAUUUUAAAAAAAUCACUAAAUAUUUCUUGAAGACAGAAUACCUGAUAUCUGCUGAUUAGACACUUGCAAUAGAUAUGAUUACAUUUUUUAUUCCUUCAGAGCUUACGUGUAUCCAGAUCUAACAAUCCAGUUAAAAGAACAGCUCAUAGCUCUAAGAAGUAAUGGACUCAAAAUGACAUGAGGGGGACACAGUAAUUUUCUCAGUCUAACAAAAUACGUUAAAUACCAUGUGGAAAAUAGCCUUUUACCAUCCCGUUUCUGUAAGUGUCACACGACAUUCCAUUCUCACAUGCAUUUUCUUAUACUGCCUAGCCCUUCGGUAGCACCACAAAGCUUAAACUCCCACACUGGGUAUAACAGAGCCAGCACCAUUAAAACCAACCCUGUCCUACUCUUCCGUAUGUUUCUUAUGUAUGGUGAAGUCUGCAAUAACAGCAUCUCUUUAGAAUGACAUGAGACGUAGAUCAUGAGUGGCAUCCUUGGGUACUCUGGUAAAAGUAGUGGCAGUGCUCUGCUUAAAUUCGUCUGGAUAAUUAUAUGGCUCUCAUUUGAAUUUAGCCUGUUAGCUUCUGCUAGAAGAGUUCUUAUUGCUUCAUCCUGCCAGCGUUUUUGCUUUCUUUAUCCCUUUCAGCAGUUACCAGAUUUCAGUGGCAGUUGGAGUACAUACUUCUCUGUGGAAUCAAGCAUGCAGACAACUGCAACAAGGCAAGCUAUUAAUUUAAAGUUGUGUCAGGCAGGACACACCUGUAUUUAUUUAAGAUAUGCAUGGAAAAUGUGUAAUUUUCACGAGUUUUUGCACCUCACUUUAUUUCAAUUUACCAUACAGCUUUACCAGGAUGGCUACUUUCUACAUUUUCCAUGAGUUCAAUGUGAUUGAAAUAUUUAUUUCCUCCUGCUGCCAAAAUACUGAGAAAGAAGGUUAUAUUUGCUUUAAAAUAGCCUGUUGGAUGUUAAAAUUGUGCAGUCUUCUUCCUUUGAUUGGACUAGAUGAUCUUUCGAGGUCCCUUCCAAUCCCUAACAUUCUGUGAUUCUGUGAUUUGUCUUUCCGUGCAAGUAUCUCACAGACUGAUCAUUAUAUCUGGCUUCAGCAUGCAGAAGGCAGCUUGUGAUUUUUCGGGGAUGUUUUCCCAUCUCACCACAAGAUGUCGGUGUGACACAUUCAUCCUGGACACGUUUACACUGGCACCGUGUUUCUCCCAGCCAACUGCCGCAAGCUGCGAAUGGAUCCCAUUUCUUUCCUUUAAAAACCCACAAAAGAUAUUGAGACCAUAAAUAUGUGCAAUGGGAGAAAGAGAGAAAGGACUGACAAGUGCAAGGCCACAAUAACUAAUGGCCUCACCUCAGUUGUGCAAAGAACAUCCCUGCAAUGCUUCCUGCACUAGUGGGUGGUUUCCCACCUGUGGUGCAAUACGGGACGAGGCCUUCACACAGACAGAAAAACAGGGAACAAAAACCUGAGACACUGAGCUGACAAUCAAGGACAUCUAUCCUGCUCCUGCUGGAUCUGCUCUGAAGGUUUAAAAUUACCUCUUAAUCAGUUGUUUUUAAAAUGUAUUGCUCACCUGAAGCAUGCUAUAGAUACUUGAAGAGCAUAGCCAUAGCAGUAUCAAAAGUUCCUCUGUAUUUCAGCACCACAUUCAUAUUUAAAUUUGAAAGCCUGAAAAUAUAUUCUAAAUUGCCAGGAUGCUUGCGUUUCAAGGGUGUUUUAAUUUUCCAGUUUACAUAUUCUCCAUGUUAUCAACAAAGAGAUAAGAAAGACGGUGAUAAUUUCUGAUUCCUUAGGUGGCAAAGAGAGAUAAAAAGGGACUGGGACUGAGGAGAGAGCAGGACAGGAGUGCAGGAAGAAACUUCAUUACCAAAAUCUUUCCAAUUCCUUAUCCUACAGAGUAGAAAGGGAUCCUAUAAACUCCUGUAGAGCUUUGCAUAUGACAUGAAUUUAAAGAGUAUUCAAAGCAUCCUUCAUGCUAAUUAGGCCAGGCAGACAGUUCCAAGUAUACUUAACACAGACAUUUGAAAUACGAACACAACUGUUUCUGGGAAUAGAUAUAGCUGUCCCACCACAAGCUGCACAGAGGUGGUGGUUUCUGUUUUCAUUUAGAGUGCAAGUAUAGGCAAGUUUACCUUUUUCCAGAGAAGAUGGGAAUCAUUAAAAUAAAAAAUAAAAGAAUGUGGUAUUCCUGCACAGUACCUUUAUUAAUGAAGUGCAAAAUUGGAGUAAAAUAAGUCAGGCUAUCAUCACAGAAUUCAGUAGGGACAGCAAUAACUUUCAGCAAUCUCUAAAAGCAAAUCACAACCAACCAGGCAUAUGGCUUCACUUCAGGGUUAAAGUUUCCUCAUCGAGUGAAUCAUUGGCUAGCAGAACAGAAAACAGCUGCUGAACAGAUAAUGGGCAAUGCUCCAGGUUAUUUUUAUCACUAUUUUAGUAAGCCAUACAUUCAGAAUUGCAUCUUUAAAUUAUUUCUGGAGGACAGUUUGACAGGGCAAGAGCUAAUAGUUAAAUAAAGUACCAUAACUGUCCUUUCCCACAGUAGUCAGUUAAAUGGUUGGCCAUUAGUGUAAGUUAUCCUGAACCUUUGAUCUACCUUCAAAAACUUCCUUACCUUGCAAUGCAGCCUUCAUGAGUCUAACAUAAAAUAGCAACCUUAGAACUUUAAUUAUAGUUGUGUCUGCUAAUCCUGCUCUACUAUCAGCUCAAUACAGAAGUUCCCUUUUGAUAGCUAUCAAAAUUCAACUGCCUAAUUUUUUGUGAGUCCACUAGCAACCAUCCCGUAUUAGCAACAAUCCCAUAUAAACUGACUUGCCAUUUUCAUGGCAAGGAAGGAUAUAAGAACAAGAGAGAGAAAGAUCUCUGAAUAACAGCAGCCAAACAAGAAGGAAUAAAAGUAUCUCAUUUGAUUAUUUCUAGCACUAGUGCAACUGAGGAAAAUAAGCAGUUUUCACCAUCAGUUGCCAUAUUGCAUUCUGCUUUACAUUACCAAGCCCAACAAGAGGGAUUUUCUAGCAAACACAUUAAAAUCUAGAAAUACUUUCCCUUUUCACUGCAAUUUCCUCUCAGGUCUCAUUAACCAAAGUAUUAGAACUUGUAGGCAUUAUUUGCUCUGUGAUCACAGAGUAGCAAGACGAUUACAGCACAGAGAGCUUUCGAGGUUAUCAGUCCUGCUCUCCAGAUCCAUGUGGUAGAUGAGAUCAUAGGUUAAAGCUGUUAAGCCACAGAAGAUGAAGGCUACUGAGACAACGCGAUAGCAUUAAGAAUUUGGAGUUUUCUUUACUAUUUUGCUGGAGACAAAUAACUCUGCCCUCUCCCGGAAGCUGUGAAAUAUUAGCUUUCACUGUGAUUUUCCGUACACUCUUGAGCCUGACUCCCUGACACACUGGAGAAGGCUCCGCUGUGUUUGUAGGUCACCAAGAUUGCGGAGCCAGCCUUUCAGGCAUCCCCUCUUUGGACAGGGAUGGUUACUGUUCCAUUACUUCCUCCUGCCAAUAAGACGGUUAACCUUGUCCAUAUUUUACCUAUGCACAACUUCUGCAACGAUAUUCAACGCACUGGAUAUUUUUAUAGUUUACCUAACCUGAAAUCUGCUUCAUUCCUACUUCAGUCUAACUAAAUUCUUUCCCUCAGUAACUUUGCAUUUCAGUUAGAAGAAAUAUAGAGUUUGUAUCUAUUGCCAUGUAUCCCUUGAAAAAACAGAAUCUUUGAACUUCCAUUUAAAUCAAGAAUCUUUCACAUUAUUUGUCUGCUAUUGAUCAUGACAAAAACCACAACAUUGUGAUAAUCGGCAUGUGUUAUAAUUUUGUUUUUGCUACUUAUGCAUGAAAGCUGUGCAUGUGUCGAAGCCACUCAAGACCAAAGCACUAUAAAUAGUGCUCUAUUGUCAGUGGAUAAAAGAUGAAACAAGUCUCCCGGCACUGGAGCACAGUGCACCCUAUUAAAUGUUGAGCUCUGGCUGUGCUAAAAGUGAAAAGCGACAUCAACCAAUAAACCAGUCUGCGGGUAAAGGCAUACGCCUGGGAAGAGUUUGCUUUCACUUUGCAGCUCCCCCAAGGCGACACAGGAGCAGCGACUCAUCUUUCUGCCUCAGCAAUGGCAGAAGCUGUUAUAAGACACUGGGUGGAAACUCCUGUACGCUAUCAAGAGCACUUUGCUGUCCAGGAGCUGGAAGCAUGCAAACUGGACCACUCUCUAUACGCUUUGCCAGGCCCUUCUACCUCUGCACUGAGCAGCAGAAUCACAGAAAGCACAGCUGGGGUCGGGAAGAGUGAUGAGGAGGAUGAAAACACACACUUUCAGGUCUUGCUGGACGUUGUGCAGUUCCGCCCUGAAGAUAUCAUUAUUCAGACUUUCGAAGGCUGGCUCCUGAUCAAAGCUCAGCAUGGACCCAGGAUGGAUGAACAUGGUUUUGUAUCCAGAAGCUUCACCAGACAAUACAAAUUACCUAAUGGAGUGGAGAACAAAGACUUGUCUGCGCUCUUCUGCCAUGAUGGCAUUUUGGUUGUUGAAAUGAAGAACUCGGUGGGAAAGAAUUAGAACUUUGUCCAUAGUUUGUUGGUGAGAUGAAAUAAUUCUUAAUAUGACAAAAUAAUAUUAUUCAAACAAUGCUGUAGAGUGUAGUAAGCAUGUGGCUAUAUUUAUACAUUGCAGUAACUGAAAAUCUUUGUGUAUAUUUUUCAGUAUGCUGAGCUUAUUGUUUGAUGUGAAACAUUAGACUACUUGCCUCUGGCUACAUAUGUGUUGGAAAGCCAUGCUUUUUGAACAGUAGAAAAUUUAGGCUAGUCACAGCAAGAGAAAAAAUAAUCUGUUUGAUAACAUAUUGAGAAUAAAGCAUAUUUAUGAGUUCA